AUUCUACUGUCGUCAUGACAACCAGCGCUUACAGGAAAGUCAAAACUCAAAUCUGACCUCUGACAAGUUUUCUCCUCCAGCGUAAAUACAUUAGUCGUUUUUAUAACUAACCUAGUUAUAAGAAGUUGUACUCAAAUGGAUUCAGGUGGGUUGUUUUGAGGAAGGCUACGGCCCCGGUUGAAAUGCUGUCGACCUGCAAAGGUGUUGCGGCAGCUCCGGGGCGAGGUGCGGAGCCGGGGGCCGGGAGUCAAAGCAACGGCCUCAGAGGAGCUCGACUCGGAGAAGAGAGACGAGAAGGACCCGGCGUUCAGGAGUGGCCCGACGGAUCCAAAUAUGAGGGAGAGUUUGUUAACGGCUUCAAACACGGCAAAGGAAGGUACAGCUGGAGAAAUGGAGAGUACUAUGAGGGCUCUUUCUACAAAGACUACAGACAUGGUGAUGGAGUGUACUGUUGGCCCACAGGCCACAAGUUCAUUGGCAAGUUCUACCUCAACAGAAAGGAAGGAUAUGGACAACAGCUGUUCCCUGAUGGAGCCACAUUUCAGGGUUUGUACCACGCUGACCAGAGGUUUGGUCCAGGUGUAGUUAGUUAUCCAGACCAGCGUCAGGAUGUGGGUCUGUGGCUUGGGAAGCGCCUGCUAAAGCUCUGUACCUCUAUAGAGGGAGGUUUCAGCCUGAAGAACUUUCCUGAAUAUGCUGCCUAUAUGGACCCGGUUGUCAACACAGAUUCUCUAAGUCAGCCUCCCAUUCUUUCUAGCGGUCUGCAGACAAAAGCCAGGACAGACUCUGGGGUAGACACAGACAGACAUCUGCUGUCAGAUGAGAAUUUUAUUCUUCCCCCUGGCCUGGAGAGUUACUCGACGGAUGGUGACCACCUGCCGCUGCCCCCUGGUCGUAGAAGAGAGCUGGAUCAACACUUCUAUGGCGAGCUGUGGGAGCCAGACGCUCACCCGUACCUAGGCUAUGAGCGAGACCCACUCUCCACUCUUCCCUUACAAGCCCGCAUGCUGGCUCACAUACACAAACACAGACUACAGGCUGAAAAUGUGGACUGGGAUGUUGCAGCAGUUCUCUCUCUAAACAGGGACAGUUUUGGCCCAAAAGGCCCUUUGGAAGUCAGUUCAGAGAUGUUGAUUGAGCAGGCGUCCAGAGGGGAACUACAGGAGGUUUCACAAAUUCUUCAGACGGGCUUUGUCCACCCUGAUGUAGCAGAUUCACAGGGACACACUGCACUGAUCGCUGCCACAGUAAACUGCCAUAAUGAUGUGAUCCAGCUGUUGUUGGAUAUGGGUGCUGAUAUUGACAAGUUGAAUUGUGAGGGCAUGUCUGCCCUGGCUGUAUGUCAUGUCCUCUACUACCCUUUUCAGUCUCUGCAGACCACGUCAUCUGAACCACCAGACAAAACACAAGUUUUAAGGUCUCAGUCACCGUGUGGGAACAGUCCUCAGAUCAGCCCACUGGACCUCACUACAGACACACCCAACCCUAACAGCAGACCUCAGACCACUAACACAACUCUGAGCAACCAGACCAAUGAGAGUCACAUCUCUGACCAGGUAACAGAAGAUCUAACUGAGCACAUCUCACAUCAUAGCCAUAAAGUGUCCAAUGACAGUGAACUUACCGCUUACCGCUGCACUAGCCCGAAUGAACCUGAGACCCCUGCAGACACUGAACACCUUCGGGAGAAGGAAAGAGGAGAGAUAGUGGGAGAAGGAGGGGAGAGAGACAGCAGUGAGACAGAAAGAGUGGAGAAUGUUAGAGAGAGGGAAGUAAGGAGCGGAAGGGAGGAUGAGGAAGAGAGCAAAGGGGAGGGAAGAGAGAAAGAGGGAGAAUGUGAUCAAAUGUGGGAAAGUGGGGAAACAGAAAUAAAGGGGCUGGAAAGAUAUUUUAAUGAAAGAGAAACUGAAGAGGUUGGUGUAGAGUUUGGAGAGAAGAGAAAAACUGAGUCAGGAAAAGAGAAUGUAGAUAUAAGAGAGGAGGUUGAGGAAGGUUUCGAGAAGUUAAUGAGGGGUUUUAAUGAAGACGAUGAAGAGGAGAGAGAAGAGAGAGGAAGCCAAGGGGUGCCUGGUGUGGAGCGCUCCAUUCAGGUGAUGGAUGGUCACAUUGCACUGGGCAGCGUGCAGUGGAGGGAACGUCAAGCUAAAGCAGGAGGAAGACUUCAGCAGGGCAAAGACAAAGGACUGACUCCGAAAGAAACCUUUGACUCCGCCCGCUCCAUCCACAGCUAUGAAAUUCGGGUCACAGAGGAAGUGAUGCAGCGCUCAGCAGAAGCUCUGAGUCACGCAGGGAUUCCUCAGCACUCGGACACACAGGAGACUGUACGCAAGAUGGCUGCUAUGAAAACUGAGCACCGUGUUCGUUUGAGCACGCUGAAGCUGUUAUUGGAACGGGGAGCUGACCCCAACGUAUCCAGGGUCCCCAUGCCUGUCCUCUUUUUGGCCAUUAUGGCGGCUGACACUGAGGCUGUCAGGAGACUUCUGCUAUGUGGAGCUCGCACUGACAUUUCCCUUCCACCUGAGAGGAAAGGCCUAUAUCCCCUGCAUGUAGCUGCAUCACUGCAAGGUCCAGCAGGUCCCAGAAUCACAGAGCUGCUGCUGCACACUGCUACAGAUCCAGACGCACAGGCAUGUGACCAGUAUGAGAUCUAUGAACAGGAUAAGGCCCAGAAACCACAGAGCAACAAUGAGAGCCCAUGUCCCAGAGAAGGAGGACGAACGGCUCUGCACGUGGCUUGCCAGAGAGACAGCGAUUACCGGAAUGCCAGCAAGGUGGUAGCCCUCCUGCUCUCCCACAGAGCGAACACAAACCUCCUCUGGAGUGGACACUCACCUCUCUCCCUGGCAAUAGCAAGUGGCAAUGACCUGGCAGUGGAGGAGCUUUUGAAAGGUGGUGCAGAUCCCAACAUCCCCUUGGGCUGCAGAGUGGGCAGCGCCCUCUGUGUCCUCGCCAACAUCAACUACCACUUGGGUGGCAACAGAGCUAAGCUGUUGGACAUGUUAGCAAAAGCUGGUGCAGACAUCUUGAUGCCAGUUAGGGUGGGCGAUGUUGUGGGAACUGCAGUCGACUACGCACACCAUUCCUUCAACCAGGACUCGCGUAUUGCCAACACUCCCUUCCAUGCUCUGAACAUGCGAGAGAGGGAAAUAUUCAAAGAACGGCGCCAGCUGCUGAGCUUGAUGGGAGAUCUGCUGAGACAGACUGUUGGCCAGAGGGAGAGAGAGCAGCUAGAGAGAGAACACACACACACAUUCAUGAAGCCGUCGUUUAAGUUCUGCUACCACUGCGGUCGCUCUGUGACAGUGAAGCUGACCGCUUGUAGCCGCUGCCACAAGGUCUUUUACUGCUCCAGGACCUGUAAACUGAAAGCAUGGGAUGAAAGACACAAGGACGAAUGUAUCCGGGCGUCAGCAUCAGCUGAUGGCCUCCAGAAGAGUGUUGUGUUAAAAACCCAAAGAGGCCCCAGGCCCUUGAGUGUCAUGUUGAAAUCAAAAACAGUCCCCAGGCCCUUGAGUGUCAAGUUGAAACCCCAAAGAGUCCCCAAACCCUUGAGCAUGGCUGAGAAGGUCUUGGAGAGCCAAGUCAACCUGAAGGAAAACUACAGCUUCAACUGACGGAUACAAACAUUUAACAUGCUUAUUACUGCUAAAUGACAUUAUCUACCUAAUAUAGUGAUGCACUUCUGUUACAUAAUUUCUUUCUCUUACUCUUGAGUUUUGAUUUUAUAUAUUUGGCUUAAUGGUGACAAUAUUACAACAAUAUUUAGUGCCAUAAUCACCUCUCUUUGGCAUGUAUUGUUGCUGUAGUAUUAGCGUAUUAAUAAUGGAAUAAUGUCUUUUCUUCUCUGUGCUAUUGUCAGGGAAAUGCCUAUUUAAAAAAAUACUCUAGUAGGAACUAGUGCUGGAUUUUGGCAUAUGACUUCUUUUAUACAGGAAAUGUAUCUAAACUUUAUCACUUAUGCUAUUAUUGUUGUUUAUCUAAUAUAUUGUCCUAGCUGAUUUGUUGAUGACUAAGUUCAAAGUUUCAAAAGAUGUGCUUUUGUAAAAAAAAAAAUGUAAGAAAAGUGAUACACACAUUAAGUUUUUAUUGUGAUAAAAUGUGCCUUGUUGCUUUUUUUUUUUGCACUGCCAGCAGUGAGACUGGUUUCAGCUGAUUGGUCACUCAGCCAGUCUGUCCAGAGCAAGAUUCCUUUGACAACUUUCAACCAGAUUGUAAUGACAUUUGUUUAGGAUAUUUACAGUAUACAAAGGUUGAUGGGAAAGUAAUGUUUUUAUUGACCCUGUGACCUGUCCAUUACCAUUAUUAGGCCAAGUUUUGCACUUGGAUACACAAAUAUCAAAAUCCAGUCUACUGACCACAUUCAUUCCCCAUAGAAUUAAUCAUUUUCAUUUUUGUCACUCUAUUAGCUCUCCUCUAGCGCCACAUGCAGGCCAAUAAAUGUCAACUUUGCACACUCACAGAAUGACAUGGUAACACUUUAUGUUAA
Molecule: messenger RNA, 4486 nt
Organism: Thunnus maccoyii (southern bluefin tuna)
Lineage: Eukaryota; Metazoa; Chordata; Actinopteri; Scombriformes; Scombridae
Gene: ankmy1
Product: ankyrin repeat and MYND domain containing 1
Exons: 19
Coding region: 183-3614 (1143 amino acids)
Molecular function (GO): protein binding
Source: RefSeq, a predicted model, not a curated record